This is a messenger RNA of Fusarium pseudograminearum CS3096, 2418 nucleotides long. RefSeq lists its product as uncharacterized. The record is from RefSeq and is a predicted model, not a curated record. The coding region runs from base 1 to 2418 and encodes 805 amino acids. Gene Ontology annotation, molecular function: FAD binding. NCBI's taxonomy places the organism in Eukaryota, Fungi, Ascomycota, Sordariomycetes, Hypocreales, Nectriaceae. The transcript has 4 exons.
AUGGACAAGUCGAAACACAAGGUGAUAAUUGCAGGAGGAGGCAUAGCCGGCCUUACCCUCGCCAAUAUGUUGGAAAAGGCCGACAUAGACUAUGUUUUGCUCGAAUCAUACAAAAAAAUUGCACCGCAGGUCGGCGCAAGCAUCGGUCUUCAAUCGAACGGACUUCGAAUUCUUGAUCAACUCGGAUGCGCGGAUACGCUAUUAGCAUUGAUUGAUCAUCCUCUGCUCAAUUCAUGGACACGAAAUUCCGACGGCUCCAUUAUUGUACAUCUUCAAGGUGUCCAUAAUAUACUGGAAUCAAGGUUUGGCUAUCCAACUGUCUUUAUUGACAGACAAUCUCUCAUGGAAAUUCUGUACGACAACCUGAAGUCUAAAGACUCAGUACACCCUAGUCAAGCUGUUAAGACUGUCAUGGAACUGGAUGAUGGAGUCCAAGUGACAACCGACAAGGGCAAGGUUUUCAAAGGAGACAUUCUUGUCGGCGCGGACGGUAUUUACAGUACUGUUCGACAAGAAAUGUGGCGCAUAGGCAACGAGGCAUCUCCUGGUUACUUCCCUGACAACGAGUGGUCAAAGGUGCCCUGCUAUUACAAGUGCAUUUUCGGUAUCUCAAAGCCCAUCGAGGAACUUAUCAAAGGAACUCACUACGUUUACAACGACAAGUUCUCAUACCUGGUAAUGGUUGGGCCUGGUGGAAAGUGGUACUGGUUUUUAUUCGCCAGGUUGCCCGCUCCUCUGUACGGCGAUGAUAUUCCCAGAUACACAAAGGAGGAUGAGGCGAAGCUCGCUCAGGAGCAUGCGUCUGAUCAGAUCACUCCCGAAAUUACUUUUGGUGAUCUCUACGAAGCCAGGACCAACUCGACACUGACGCCCCUCCAUGAAUGGGUUUUCCAAAAGUGGCAUUAUAAUCGAAUCAUCACUAUUGGUGAUGCAGCUCACAAGCUCGAGCCGUUGACUGGUCAUGGAGGCAACAGCGCCAUCGAGACCGCUGCGUCUCUUAUAAACCACCUUCUUCCAGGAUAUCCUAACUGGAGCGACUCCAACAUCCAAUCUGCUUUCAGUGCAGUACAAAAUGAGCGCUUCGACAGAGUACAAUGGCUUGUUGAUGAUGCGCACAAGAAUCAAGAAUUGAAUGCUCUGGCAACACCUUUCCUGGCAUUCAUUGCCCCAAAGCUGGCACGUCUAUUAAACAUAGACACUGCUAUGCGCCUCUACGGCCGUAAAUUUGUAGAUGCCACCCAUGUGCACUCUCUUCCCAUACCUGAGAAACCGCACUCGGUGCCGUUCACUGAUCAGCUUCCCGCUAGACCUUUUUCUUCGACUGCCCUCUUAGGUCUUGGUGUGUUGAGUCAAGGUGCUCUCUUCCGACUGGCGAACCAGAUUCUGCAUCCGCUGCAAAUCCCAGCAACGUUCAUGGGCGAGGCUUUAGUGACUAAUUAUACAGGAGUGGCAGCAGUGGAUCAGCUUCUGGCAGCUCUGGGCGCUGCCUUUGCGGUCUUCAUUCAGCCAGAAAACCGGCCAGCAAGAUUGCAAUGGAUUGCCUUCACUCCUCUGUUGUUUUCGACAGCUCUAGACUGGACUUUGGAAAGUUACCGAGCCGGUUCAAGAGGUCUCCCCACCUCGUUUCCAUCCGUCUUUGGUGCCAUGUAUCAGCUCAAGGGGAUUGGGCGAACUGCCCCUUUGUAUCACAUGCUAUCUGUGUGUGAACAGAUUGUAAUGGACAGCAUCUCUAUGGUCACUGGCCGCGCCAUUGAUGUUGAAGUCGUCAAGGCGUCUAUUCCGGGACUGGCACUUGGAUUCGUCGUCCCUACUGCCCUCAUGAUAUGGCCAUGGGAGAACAAGGUCACAUGGCAGCAAAUGGUUGCCUUGUGGCAACCGUUCCCAGUUUACGUUGGAUUGAUCACUGCUGGUGUUUCAACUGUUCUACGUAAGGUGAAGAGCAGCUCAGCCACACAUGCUAGCUCAAACGCAACGAAAGAGAGCGGGAAACUUACAAAGCGAAAAGACCCCAGUCGGUCAUUGCUGAGAUAUAUCUAUGCUGGCGGAGCGGCGACUGCUACUGCAAUUCACCUCUGGUCGCUCUACAAGAUAUGGUCCGACCCGGAACUUAGUGUCUCGGGUGUUUUCGGCACCGUUGCAUACUUGGUCUCUGGGAAGUCGAGCUCUGACCCAAACAUCAGAAUUACUGAGUUCUUACAGCGGGACAUGUUCCUCAAUGGUGUUUCUGUUCUGGUACAUAGUCUCUAUCGCACACUUGAUCUCAGACGUGUGGGAUACAUUACGAAUAAGGAAACUGUGGUUGCGUCUUUAGCAGUGUUGAUUGCGCAGCCAAUUGUUGGGCCGGCUGCAGCUCACAUCGGCUUUCUCGGCUGGAGAGAAGAUAUGUUUUACCGAGUCAACAAGAGCGUUAAAGCUUGA